This is a messenger RNA of Nothobranchius furzeri (turquoise killifish), 13794 nucleotides long. The record is from RefSeq and is a predicted model, not a curated record. NCBI's taxonomy places the organism in Eukaryota, Metazoa, Chordata, Actinopteri, Cyprinodontiformes, Nothobranchiidae.
AAUAAUUUGGCACUUCAGUGCAUCUUAGUUAAAAUUUAAAUAUUCUGCCUAAAACUGGCAGUGUUGUGCCGUUGUCAGGUAAAAACUGCACUGUAUUUUAAUUUAAAUCUGCCACCGCUAUUGGCUAAGAAGUAUGCUAUGAUGUAAACUGGUACAUUAUGAUGUCACAAUGCUGUCGUGAGCCUGAGUGUGUGUGUAUUUGUUAGCGGCUCCGCCCUCUCGGUCUGCCAGGCAACAGCAUGUGUUGCAUUUUUCAAACAUGAAGCGGGAGUGGAGUUAGACUCUGGUAGGGGUUGACUUGCUCUUUAAAUCAUUAUUUCACAUGUAAAAUUAUGGUCGAUUUUAUUUAUUUAACAGAGUUUAACUUCCUUUUAAACACAUUUCCUCAUCAGUCAUUUUAUUUUGUGCUUCAAAUUUAACCUAAAAUAAAUUAGAGAAAGUCUUAGGUCCAAUUUAACCAUCAUUCAUUAAUCAUUACCUGUUAAAACAUCUGUUACUGUGGGAUUAAAUGUUUUCAAGCGGGGUUAGGGGGUGGCAACUUGUGCUCAAGCCUUGGAUGUUUUCUGAAAAGCCCUAAACCAGAAUUUUCCAUUUGAAAGUAAAAAAAAAAAAGAAGAAAAAGAAGCUUGGAAGUAACAUGCAGUACGACACACUGCACAUGUGAGAAGACUGAUAUAAACACAAAUGUUAUGAAGCAUGAAACAAAGAAAAACAAAAAUGGUUUCAACUCAUGGUUCAGAAUCAUAGUGGGUGUUUCUCAAUAACCUCGCCUUGAUAUCGUGGUCCUGCCCCGGUUGCCUAGGUGAUACAUCAGGAACCGCCAAGGCGUGUUUAGUGUUCAUGUUUUACCGAGGCGUGUGUUCUUCAUUUUUUAGCCGUUUAGCUAGCUGACCAAUGAUACACGAGCGGAGUCUUGUAGCCUGUACUUGGUCAACAAUUUCCUAGAAUGCAGCGUGGCAUUUUCAAAUGGAUGGCGGAUCAGAAGCCGGCAGCUACUUCAAGGGCAACUUUCCAGUUUAAAUGUAAGUCCAUUAAUUGUAGCCAUCAGGCUGUUGUCUGGAAUAUUUUUUAGAUCCAAAGCAGUUAACUAUGGUUGGUUAGUUGCUUAGUAGUUGCAGAUUUGGUGGCUAGCAGGUAGUGACUCAUUUACAUAUUUAAUUUAACCAAUAUAUACACAAUUUUAAAAGUAAAAGGCUUGUUAUACAUUUACAUAUUUUGAAACUAGUUUGUUUUGAAUAAUUUCAAAGCCUUUGAAAUAAAUGUAGGCAGUAUUUUAAUGUUUUAUAAUUAUCUACCUAUAACUCUUUCAGGCUUGUGUUAUUUGUGGAGAUAAAAUAUCAACGUUGCAAAGCAACACUGUGUUGGUGGUAGAGUCAUGUUUCUGUAAUCCAAUCAGAAGCAAGAUUUCUAAAUAUCAGGAAAUAAGACUCCAACGUUUGAAGCUUAUCUCUCAUGUGGAUCACUUCUACUACCUGAAACUGGUGCACCAGGGCUUUUUUCCCCACAGAGUACAAUUUACAAGGCAUUCAUUCCUACUAGAGACCACUACAAACGUAUCGAUUAAACGAGUGUUCCACACCUUUAAAGUGACAGUAACAUUAUGCUACAACAACACACAAUAUCCCCUUGUGGAUCAUUACAAUAUUUAGAAAUAUUAUCAUUUGUUUUCUGAUGUUCCUGGUGUUCCUUAAUAAUUCCUAACAUGGACGUAAUUUUUUUGGGGGGGACAAAGUCAAGUUUGGACCCCUGCACUUUUUACCAUCCAAAAACAAUAUUAUGCUAUAUAAAACUGACACUGGUUGAACUCUAGGACCAAGCAGAAAACAACCGUUUGUGUUGAAGCCUGUUUCCCAUUAGAGCAUACUGUAAAGAUUCCCCCCACCUCCCCGUCCCCCCACUUCUAAAGUGAAAAUUACGUCCAUGAUUCCUAAUAAUUAUACAAUGAUUAAUAAUGUUCUGAUCAAUUCCUGUUGGUUUAUUUUUCUGAGCAGAGUGACUGAAUAAACCUAUUAAAAAUAGGUUGCAUUUUGUAGAAAAUCAAAUUCUUUUUUUCAAUUAUUUCUACAGACAGUUGUCACAAUAAAAUAUGUAUAAUAUGUAAAGUAACACCCACUGCUAAAUAGAUACAAAUCUAAAGCCCACAAAGACAUUGUCCUACAUGGUUCAAUCAUGUCCCGCGUGAGAAACUCUUAUGUCUACCAAUUCGUGGCUCAAAGGUUUUCACAAACACUGAUAUAUGUGUUUACACGAUAUUGUGCUAUGGUUUUUUAACACAAAAGUUGUCCACCAAUUUUUUUGUACAUGCUAAAAAGAUUCAUCAUUCAUUUGGGCGACGCCCCAGAACACUUCACUGCUAAAUCUGCUCCUGCAAACCACCUAACUAAAGCUUGCCCUAUUUUCUUUUCCAAGGGCAGAAAGGUGUGUUAAGUAAAAUAAAUCUUACAUUUGUGGGCACAAUAUUAUUAACUCUGUAACAGGUGCAUCUUCUAAUUUGACAUCAAUUGUGAGUUUGAAAAGAUUAUGCCACGUUUCUACUUUUAGAUGCAAAAUACUAAAGGAAAAAUGUCUAUUUUUCUGUGACAGACUACACAAACCAGCUGUGUUUCUUUACCUUUAACCCUCUGGAGGCAGGCGUUGCAGAUUUGCAACAGUUAAAACCUACCUACCUGGUUACUCCACAUACGUAUUUCAUGAGCAUUUUUAAACUCAGAAGUACCCCUGAAGGAUUUAGUUGUUUGUCCUUUUAUCAAAACUUAUUUUGAGCCUGAGAGGGUUAAUAGAUUAAAACAGUUAUUUUUUGUAUCAAAUAAAAUAUGCUGUUCACUGCCCGUUCAGAUACUUCUGAAAGGGGUUGUUGGCUUUUUAUGUUAUAUAUAAUUGACUUUUAUAGUUUGGUAGUUUUACAGUUUUUGGGGUGUGUUCAUAAUCAGAGGUCUGGUGAGAUUUAAUAAAAAAUAAAUAGAUGGUUCCUGGAGUUUAGUUUGUGCUUUACACCUCUAGGGGGCAGCAACAGCUUAUGUCUGCAAGUCUUGAUCAUCUCAGAAAUCAUAAAAUGAGACAAGGGAUGCUUAAACUAAACGACUUUAUUUGUUUUCAUUUAACAAAAUUAUUAAACUACACAUGCAUUAUAAUUAAAAAAUCAUUAUUAAGUGGUUUAAUGUUAUUAGCUCACCCUUUUUGUGGCUUCGAUCAAAAGCCUCAAGGUGUUUGCUUUUUAAAAUCUCAUCCUUCCCAGAAAAACGAAGAAUUAGAGAAAAAUAUAAGUGAUACAAAUUGCUGCUUAAAUAAAAUUAUAUAUAAAUGUUAUUUGGGCCAAAAUUUUAUAUUUUCCCCUUUCAGUUUAAACUAACUGGUAUGGUUAACCAACCACCGGGAAAAGAAAAUGACUCGAGUGUGAAAUGCCAGGAGAUCGUUUUUAAAGAUCAAUACAUCCUAUUUUGUGGCUUUGGGAAAGCUAUAAAUACAUGCAGCAGUGUCCUUUGUUUAGUUAUUGUUUUUUCCUCCCUUGUCCUUUUACCAACUCUCUCCUAAGUCAUGUCUCCAGUCCCCUCCUAACAAAAAGAGACCAUAUUUGCAACAGAGUCCAUCAAUGUUGCUUCCUGUAACAACAGGUCUGACCUUUUGCCCUGCGUGUGUCCGUUCCAAAUGCCAGUCCAGCCAAGCAGAGAAUGCAAGACACUCAAAUGGUGAUGGCAUUUUGUGAAUUGCUUCCUCCCUCUGUGGUUUCGUUCAUACUUUGCUGUUUUUUUUUGUGUGUGUCGCUGUUUUUUUGUCUGAAUGAAAAACACUCCCCCAGCUGCUGCAUGUACACCCCCAUCUGCAGGAUGUUUAAAACCUCCAGGACUUGUGUGCAGCUUUAACGCUGUGACCAUGAGUCACAUGUGCUACUAUGUACCCUGUCCUCCAACUGGCAGAUUGGCACAAAUCUGCAGGCCUGAAGUGACUGGAGUCGGAGCUUUCUGCGAGCCACAGAGAGAUGGAGACUGAGCAAGAUGGAGUGGGUGCAAAAGACUGGAGAGAUGAAGAAAUGUAUGCUAUUGGGGUGGGGGUAAUCCAUAUGUCAGUCUAUGAGACGUCUCCAAGGCAACAGAAGCUGUGAAGGUGGGAAGCAGGUCGGCAGGCAGGAAGGAAAGAUGGAUGACAACAAAAAGAGAGAAUGUGGCAGAAAUGCUUCCUCUGAAAUGACAGGGUUCUCUUUUUACUCAUUUUCAGGUGUAUUGGGUCAUUAAACGUAUAAGUACACACACACACACGGACAGACAGACAGACACACACACACACACACGCUCAUGCGCACAAUGCAUCCAAUAAAACCUGGAAGUAUACCAGACCUCCUGCUGUGCUUUUGUUUCCGAGCACAUCCUUCUUUCUUCUCCUUCCUGUCCGUCCAGGAAGCCAGUCGAUCAUUGGCAGGGAUAAUGUUCGACACAUUCUGACUCUUAACCUUCAAGUGAUUAUUGUGUUCCAACACCUUCUUGCCUUCUGUGACUUUAAUCUCUCUGCUUGUGAGAACAAGAACACACUGUCAGAUCUGUGUUCGGCGCAGAAGGAAUGCACUUUUCCUGUCCACCGGGGUCCGUAGGAGCUGACGUGUUCCUCUUCGUUUUCAGGCUGACAGAGUUGUAGAGAGGCCGGCUCCUGUAAUGAGAGCAGAACAGACACAUUAACCUUUUCCUCUGACGAGUCUCCAAAGCUCAGCCAUCGAUCUCAUUAUUUUCUAAAAGGAAGCUGUUGACAGUGUGAGCCUACAGUUCUGCACUGAGUCAAGAGAGAGUCAUGCAAAAGACACAUUUUUGAUCUUAGUAAUUGUUUUAAACAUUACAAUCAACCUUUUUUAUCUUUAAAAUAAGGAAAACUUGAAAAACACAAAUCACAACAGAGGAGAGUAGAAUAAAACCAGCUCUCUCAUCCAAAAUAGAGCAGUGGCUCAACUCUGAGCCCCUCCCGGGUACCAGAGCUUCACAGCUUAUAGCAGCCUGAGUGAGAGAUGGGUGGGCGUGGCCAGCUCCAGCUUGUUUUCUGAAAGUGACAGAGUUCUGAAACAACUCAUUCUGGAAGGUACUGAAACUGUCAAGAGCAAAACUGCUGAAUUUGCUUCAUGUGAGAAUUAUUUAAUGCAAAUAACUUCAAGAACAAGUUUUGUAUCGACAAUAGACCUAUUAAAAGUCAUGAAAUAUCCCCUUUAAUACAUGUUUCAAUGUAUUCCUUUUUGUGUUUUUCUGUUCUCACAUGACAGCUUAUGUCUUUAUAAAAGGAUACUUUUAUUGCGUAACAUCUUUUAUGUAAAACCAAACGUAUCAGAAAUAAAAUAAUAAUGAUAAUUAACUUGCCUACUCAAGUAUUCACUGGGUUCUCAGAACUUGGUGAAGAAGUCAGGUAAAGAUGUAAAUGUGCCUCAGCGACCCACAGGUUAUCUCAGAGAGUAGUUUAUUGCUCAAAUAACUGAAAAUAACUCUUAAAAGCCUGUAACAUCAUGUCCAGAUCAGCUCAAGAGACACCUGUUGUUACCCCCCCCCCCAUGUGCGUCUGAUUGGGAGGGGUUAUGAAGGUCUGAGUUCAUUCAUUCACAAGUGGCAGCAUGAAAAGCUCCACAGAUGUUUAUUAUUAGGCUGAAAAAAGGAUGACAUUUAAAUUAGGGUUAAAUAUAGCAGCUAAUAAAGACCCAACACCCAUUUUUAUCAACAGCAUUGCACAUAUUUCAAGCCCAGUCACAGGAUAUUUUAGUUCAUUCUCAUGGAUGCAUCAGAAGCUGAAGUCUGUCUAUUUUUAAGAACCUUGUUAAAUGCAGUUCAGACACAGCCUCUGCUGAGCCACAGCUUUCAAGGCACUUAUAAGUUCAAAACCAGGCAAUCUGGACAAAUAAAGUACUUUUUUUGUCCAGCGGAUCAAUGAAGACACGGGGCCGUCCAAUUUUAGACAAAUGUAUUUGUUGCCAUAGCGAAGUUUCCAGGGAAACCAAUCAGCUGAUUUAAACCCAAAGAAAAACACAAAAGAGAGAAAAGAAGGAAAAAAACACAAAAGAGCAGGAAUACAAAGAGGGAAAGGCCAACAAAGACAGAUCUGAACGCUCCUGAAUCAGCCUGAUCCUGAAUCCCACUGUCCCGAGGGACCAUGUGGGUUCUGGAUAAGAUCCGUGGCUCGGUGGACACCAGUUUGCUGAGACAAGGAGAUGGUGGAGACAAGAAAGUUGUCACCCCAGCCUACAGCAAUGUGCUGACCCCAGACAAAAUUCCUGAUUUCUUUAUCCCACCGAAGUUGGUCAGCUGCCCCGUGGAGCCAGAGAUCUCAAACACAAAAACCAAAGACUGUUUACAGCCAUCCACUUCUGAGCAAACUCUGGGCAGCGGCAGGAAGAUCAGCAGCCCCAGAAGUCCUCGCCUGGUGGCUAAGCUGGCAGGAGACACUAAGAACUUGCUGAAAGCAGCGAACCGCCACAUCAUUCAGAUAGAGAGUGCUGAUGAUGUCGUGGCUGGAGACACCAACGCAGACCCACAGUCGCAAACAGCAAUGUCCCUCCCUUAUGUUCCCAAGACUCAGACUUCAUAUGGCUUUGCAACCCUAAAGGAGAGCCCCCACACUCGGCGUAAGGAGUCGCUGUUCCACUGCGAGCUCACCAGUCCCAUCACUUCUCCAAACACUCAGAGGAAGACCCCAGGAAAAAGCAGCGACACCGGAAACCAUCUGAACCCAGCUGACUACAACACCUCCCACAUGAACCCUUAUCGCUACUUCAGCGGUGGAGAAAGUGACACCUGCUCCUCCGCUGAGUCCUCUCCCUUCAGCUCUCCACUUCUUUCCCGCUCUGCAUCCCUGCUCAAGAUCUUCACCCACGAGACCCAGGCCAAAGUCGUCAAGGCUAAGCGGACGUUUGCUCGCCAUAGUUCCCUGUCCACCGACGAGUGCAGCUCAGCUGAGCCGAGCCCUAACAUACAGAGACGGCUUCACGUUCCCUCUCUGCAAGGCGGUGCGGGAUCAUCUGAUCCUGGCCUCCAAAGAGAGCACACCGUCAACCUGCACAAAGGUGGGACGGUGAGGAUCAGCGCCAACUACGACUCCAGCACGUCCCGCCUGCUCAUCCGUGUUCUGGCAGCGGAGAGUCUUUACGACAAGAGCUGCGACAUCAAGAGCAUCAACUGCUGUGUGUCCGUCUACCUGAAUCCCGGCAAGCUGCAGAAGCAGAGGAGCAACAUCAUCAAGAAUAGCCGAAACCCGGUUUUCAACGAGGACUUCUUCUUUGACUCCAUAAGCUCGAUUCAAGUGAAGAAUCUUUCCGUCAAGUUCAAAGUGGUGAACAAAGGUACCAGCCUCAAAAGGGACAUGCUGCUGGGGGAGAGGGAGGUGCCACUGACCAAACUGCUUUCAGGACUCUAAAACCAGGGAGCUGAAAGGAGGCGAACCCCAUGGAUUCGGAAUAAAACCUAAUGUUUACGCUGGUUUAUCCUCCAUCGUUGUUCAUUCCAAAAACCCAAACUUGUGAUUACAGCUUUAAUCUUGGAUUUGUGAGCAACAAAAUAACAGACCCUCCUGACCUAAUUUAUGGUGGUCAAUGUUUACCAUCAUCAAACUGAGCUGAGCCCUGCCGCAACACAUAAAAAGCUUUUCCUCUUGACCAUGCUUCUUGAGCUGAAAGGUUGGACGGCACCUGUGCAUCAGCCUGUGUCUAGCGUGCUCACCUUGGCAUUGUGUGUUUUUUAUUAUUGUAAUGUGGCAGAAAUCCGCAGCAGCACAGGAUUCUGCAUCAGCUCCACCAUCUGCCGGACGCAGAGAUGCUUUUGUGAAUGAGUGCGAGCUUUGAAGUGGCUCGACAUCCUGAUGUGCAAAUGAUCCUUUGAUCUACAGAGGAGAGCAAGGAACAGAAAGAGUGUCCACAUCUACAUGCACAUCAAAAAUCGAAUUACAAUAUGAUUAAGUAAGUGAGACAGAAGUCUACUGCUGACAUGAUCAUGAUUAAUCUUGCAGGUAUCAAAAGAUCAUACAGCUUAGAUGCUGCAAAACUAAUGUUUGGUUGCAAUUUUUAGCUUAAAGCAGAAAUCCUGAGUUUUCUUUAUUUCAGAAAUUAUGUAUUAUUUUUUAGGAAUCCGUAAAUGUGAUACUCUUACCCUGUAGUGUGGUAUAAUGUAGGACAUAUGUCAUUAGCCAAUGGCGCUAGACACCUUAUGAUUUCAAUCAAAGAGCAAGCCGAGCUUUGAAGGACUUACUUCAUAGUUGAUUCAAAGUUUGCAACAUUUCUCAUUGUUAGGUGUUUCUUUACAAAUAUCAACAUUAAGAGUGGAAAUUCAAUGCGUUAAUUUCGAUUAAUUCAUUAGAAACAAAUAACGUGUUAAAAAUUCCCACUCAGGCUCAAGUGUCCGCCACCAGUGGCUGAAAAAGUUCAGCAUCAAAAUGUAUGCCCUGUGUAUUAAUAAAUAUCAUCAAGCUGCACCUCGAGAAACCACAGAGCCUGGGCUACAAGGCCAUAUAAACCUUUUAUACCUGCUCCAAACACAAUUCAAACGCCAAUUAAAAGAAUCAAGACAAAUUGCUUUUCAUGAAGAAAAGAAAGAAAGCAAGAAAAAAAUCUACUUUUUUACUGUUAUAUUUUCUAGCUGGUAGAAAGCAGGCAGGCAGGCAGUAACUUUAUCCAUUUGGACUUUAUUACAGCAGGAGGGACAAGCAUACACACAACAUUAAUCUUGUAACGUCAGCAGGACUUCCCCGGAACUCUACACUACACCUCUAUAUAUGUUAGUAGUGCUCUGCUGCCACCUAGUGUUCAGUUCAGUACACAACAUUUUCAAUGUUUCAUGUCCAUUUACACUUCACGUCAAUAACACAUAUACUAAUAUUUAUGCAUCUCAAGAAAGCCCACAAUAGUUACAUUUAUGGUUACUAAAAUACUCAAAUAGACCUUGUGGCUACAGAAAUAUAUUCAUUAAAGUGUGGGUAUGCCACCUGAACCUCACUAACAUUAUUUUUAUUAUUAAACAUUGCUCGAGGACAAAUUGUCUUAAACGAUUAAAAUGUGAUUAAUCACGGUUAAUUAAUUACAAAACCUCUGAUUAAUUAGAUUUUUUUAAUCGAGUCCCACCUCUAAAAUAUAUAUGAAUAAAAAGCAUUAAGUGAUAAUUGUAAAACAAAGGGUUUUACCUCUGUUGACCAGCUAGAGGUAGGCGGCGUCUUUCAGCCGUAAUCACAGAAUUAGACAGAGGGGUUUAAGGUGAAACAUAUUUUUUGUGCCUCGAGAUGGUGCCCUCUGAGUAUGUUUAUGUUUAUGUUUAUGUUUAUGCAUUAAGCAGACACUUUUUGUCCAAAGAGACUUACAAGUGAUAAUGAAGAAGAAGAAAGAAGAAGAAAAUAUCAUUUCUAUAGUGCCUCUCAAGAUAAAAAUCAUGAGGCACUUCACAAAAACAAAAAAUGCAAAAAUAUGAAAAAUUAUUUAGAAAUUGGUUAAAAAUAUAUUUACAAUGGGCAAAAAAUAGACAAUUGUGAUUAAAAAAUGUAAAGAAAGAGAGAGAGCGAAUAGGAAAGAGGGAAACCAGUGGAUCCUGAGGAAGGUGAAAUAGGUGGGGAGAGCAGAAUAAAGAGAGAGUGGUGAAGAAGGUCAUACAAAACCAGCUUGAACAAGUGAGUCUUCAGCUGCUUUUUAAAGGAGACCACUGAGUCCACUGAUCUCAGGCUCAGGGGGAGAGAGUUCCAGAGUCUAGGGGCCACAGCAGCAAAUGAUCUGUCACCUUUGGUCUUUAGCCUGGUGCGCUGCACAACCAGUAGGCUUUGAUCACUGGACCUCAGGGACCUGCUGGGGGUGUAGGGACUGAGAAGAUCACCAAUGUAAGAUGGUGCUUGUCCAUGUAAGGCCCUAUAGACCAGAACCAGGAUCUUGAAAUGAACCCUGAAGUUGACUGGCAGCCAGUGAAGCUGGAGGAGAAGCGGGGUGAUGUGGGUGUGUUUGGAGGACUUGGUCAGAAGCCGAGCACAGGCAUUCUGAACCACCUGUAGAUGGUUCAGGGAGGUUCUGCUCAGACACGUGAUAAGAGAGUUACAGUAGUCUAAGCGUGAGGAGAUGAGGGUGUGGAUAACAGUCUCAAGUUCAAGCAGGUUGCCCUUGAGGCUAACAACAAACACUAAUCAGUCAAUCCUAAGUGGAGUGAGGCAGCAUAAUGAAUCAUAAAGAGCAAAAGCUCUGGAUUUCUGCUUUAAAGCAUAAAUUAAGUCAGUUAUUUAUACUUACAUAAUUUUCUUUGUAUCUCUGUAAGGUCAGAAAUCUAAUUAGGUCUAACAAAUAAAUAAAGACAAGAGUGGGAUAAUGCUGGUGACACAUCACAAAAUACACUCUAAAAAGGAAAUGUUGAAUUUAUGAAACCACGUUUGGUCAACUGGUUCCACUAAAUCUAGUUGUGUUAAUUUUAAAUCAGUACAAAAACUGUCACCCCUGUGUUGAAAAACACUUUUAAAAGUUUCAUUGCAAAUGAAUCGCUAUAAACUUAAAUAUUUCCUCUGGAAUGAUCAGAAAAUGGAAGAAAUAUCAACAAAGUAAUUCAAUACAAGUAAAGUAGUGGAACACAUUUUAUUUGCAGCACUCAGUCAUUUUGGUGAUCUUGAAGUACAUCUGCAGAAAUGUAAAAUGUGUUUUUGUUCUUGUGGAUUUGAACUUUUAAAGUUUCUCUUGUUACUGGAUAAGAUUUGACAUGAUGUCAGAGUUCGUGAAUGACAAAACGUAGUGAUGUUGGUGUGGACUCACAGUUACAGUGAUCCUUAGAGGGAAUAUGGACUUUUUGGAAAUUUCCUCAAAUGAAACCUUGUGUGGCAGAAAUAGUGAUCAUCUUACUUUUACAUUAAGUUUACCAUGAAAACUACCAAGGAGACGGAUGGAAGUAAUAAUGUCUAAAGAUAACGAGAGAACGGACGUAUAUACUUGAGUACACACAACAAGGUCAGUUUUGUCAGAAAUGGAACACUGUCAGACGAAGGAGCAUCUUAACUAAUUAGAAUGUGAUUGUGCAGGCGUGCUAUAUUACACAUCUGCCCCACUGUAGUCAAGAUUUGUCACUAAAUUGUAUUUUUCUACUUUUCUAAAAAGUUUCAAUAAAAAGAGAAAAGAAGUGCUGGUGCACAAAGAAAAACAACAAACAGCAAAACAAAAACACCCCUAAAAUUAGGACCCUUUAUCUGUAAAUUACAUUUAUUAUUGGAUUUAUGAGCUUUUUUAAUGUCCUGAGGAAACUGGCAUGCAACAGCCAACCUGGGUUGGACAAGCAGAAGAAAUAUUGAGAAACUUUUUUCAAAAAGAUGCACCAUUCCUCCAAACCUGAUGGCGAUAGCUCAUUUAAUUCUUACAUGGCAACCAUUCUAGAAUCAUCUGAAUAAUCUUUCAGUCACUAUCCUUUUACCUUUAGAAAUGACAGAAUUAGGACCGAAUAGGAACACAAAACAAAGCAAAACAACAAUACACCUUUUAAAUGUAACACGUCAGCACACGUAAUAAGAUCAUCUAUGUAUGCAACCAGGCUUUAGCCGUAGUGCCUCGGCAUCACAAGUAGACGCACCAUUAUGUGCAUGUUAGUUAUUAUUUUUUAAAUAUGAGGAUAUUAGAGCGAUGUUGUCACUGUGAGGGCCAGCUGCACAGCAUCAACUGGUGUCUGCAUGACAUGCUCAAAGUGUUUAUGAAACCCCAAAGCCUUACUCUGGGUGUGUGUGUGUCCUGGUCAGCAUGCUUUUAUCUAAAGGUAAAUUUUUGUGUACGACACAAAGCACUUUGUAAGCAGCUUUUGAACUGAUUGUUGACACGUGUUGGGUUUCUACUGUAUUUGUCUGUAAACUGUACAUGAUAGCUUCAGCAUUUUCCAGAGAAAUGCUAAUUAUGCACCAGCGAGUUGGAAGUGAAGAGGAGCAACACUUCAAUUUUAGAGUUGAUGAAUCCCGGUGGGACAAAGAGGAAAUGUCAAACAAGAUGACAGAAAAUACUAACAACAAAGAAAACAUUAGUGUGUGCUCGAACGUGAACGGCAGUUUUUCUAUUGUGUCUCAUUUUUGGCUGUUUUCUGCUGAGGGAGUAGAAGAAAUGUCUCUGGCUGUAAGUGCUCGGUAAACGCGAAAUGAGCUCCUGAGCUUCUGCUACGUCAUUCCUGUGCUCUAUAUAUUCAACAUACAGUAAUUGCUGUGAUGGCGUAAAAACGACGAAACACCUAAAUGCAUAUCUGUGUGUGUGUGUGUGUGUGUGUGUGUGUGUGCAACUACACUUAGGUUUGAUGCAUUUUUUAAGUCAAAGAUGAUCUCCUCUGCUGUUAUUACUAAAUCCUGUCUUAGAUUUCUACAAGCAUGGCUAAAUAAUUUCACUUGUGCUGAACCUGAGUGGACUCUUGUUGUGCUUUUGUGGAUUGAUCUUUGCUACAGUCACACAUACUCAUUAUAAUACAAUACUUCCCCUAACCUACGAGGGAGGUGUUAAAUGAGUGUGUCCUCAUUUUGUAGCUUUGUCAGGCUUUUAGUAGCACUGUGUAGGAAUUAGUCUUAAAGACACUGAAGAGAAGAGAGAAAGUGUCUGAGCAGAGUAUAAAAGUAUAACUGUAUAAAAGCUAUAAAUAAUGCAUGUCUUACCCGUUGUAGGUGGCCUACUGAUGAGCUCACACCUUGUUAUAACGCUGCCAAGACCAAAAACGAUUGCUGCAGUAUUAAAACAGCUGCAGUUUCCAACAUCUCAACAGCAUUUCUUGGGAAUAGUUUAUAUAAACACUUGCAAUGCUGUCCGUUUUGCAUGACAUGCUUAUUUAGUCAGAAAUGAAAAUAAAUUCCUGGUGGAAUUGACACAUGUACUUGGCAGCUGCUGAUUACAUUGAUGCAUGUACAUAGUUGUGUAAUUCAAAAUCUGAUGAAAGAUAAAAAAUGUCCGGAACCUCUGUGAAACUUUGUUAAAACGUUUAGAUGUUUAGACUAGCCAUUAGCUUAGAGUUAGCUCUAUUCUCUGAACAGAAGCCAUUCAGGAGGCUAUCUGCGGCAGGCAAGAUAGUGAUUAUUCACACAGAUACAAACUUCUAAUUGGAACAAAAUCCCCUUAACUAGACACAACUAACGUUAAAACACAUAUGCAACUUUAGAUAAGGUAAGGCAGCUUUAUUUGUAUAGCACGGGCAUUAAAAUAACGUGUCAGCGCAAUUAAAACACACCAACGUACACACCAAAGUGAUUUCACUUUCAGAAUCAGAAAAGAGACAAAGUUAAAGGUGAGCAGUUACUGUGCAGAAAAGAAAAUUAGUAGUGAAGCAUCGAUAUGAAAAUUUUGAGCCGAUACUUGGUCUGACUCCUCGGAGGUAGAGACUUUUGUGGAGCGAGUCAGUGCAUCACGGGUCUGCUAGCAUUUAAACAGCAGCUGAGAAUCCUUCUACUAAUUAAAACAAAGUAAAUAUGUGUUUAAUUUGGCCGUCUCUCCUGCAAAUUCAUGUUAGACGUGUUUUCUUAAUUUUGCUAACAAACCAACACUCAGCCCAACAUUAUGUAAAAGAGGGCAGACAGAUUUUACUGUGUGUGUGUGUUUUGCAUGAACAGUGACUUUGUUUUAAUCUAAAAUAAACUGUAUAAAUGCUGGUUUUCUUCUGUAUUAACAGGUCUGUUCGGACAGAAGAAAUGUGCCGAUCCCAUACUUGACUCUUAAUUCUUUUCUUUCCAAAAGAAAAUAAAAAACCAUGGAAGCUGGUUUCCAAGUGCAGCUGUUGUUCCUGUGUUUCUAACCUGAUUCUCUUUGAUACUGUGAUGAUGCUGUUCUCUAGUUACCGUGUUAAUGGGUGUGAAUUUCUUUUAAUAAAACUAAAUGGAGUCACUGUU